Messenger RNA from Lactuca saligna, 609 nucleotides. Lineage: Eukaryota; Viridiplantae; Streptophyta; Magnoliopsida; Asterales; Asteraceae. The record is from the annotation of a GenBank genome assembly.
AUGGGACCAUCACUCCUCGCUCUCUUCGACAUCCCCGAUGGAUGUUGCUUCUUCAAAUACAAUGCAUCGUUGGCGAUCCCAGACCGAAUCCCGAUGAGUUCUGCGACGAAUCAACACCAGCGACCCUUUGUGGGGUUGCCCUUCAUCGUCUUCUUCAUAAUUGUGUUGUUUGGCAUAUCACACGUCCUUAAUUCAACAACCGCCCCGACUCGUGUACUCGGCGGCGCAUCGUUAAACGCCACCAUUCCGUAUCAAACUCUCUACAGGUUCAUAAUCCUGUACUUGUAUGUGUGCAUGUGGUUUGCUAAAUUUUGUUCUUCUAUCGAUGAUUUCAAUUUGUCUAACGAAGAAAGCAAGCGAAGAUUAACUAACAGGUUGUUGUAUAUAAGCAAACAAAGGGGUUUUUUGGAGCUAGACUUAGUUCUAGGAAGUUGGGUGGAGAAUCACAUUGGAUCUUUAGAUGUAAAGGGGAUCAAAUCACUUAUUAUUGUCCUCGACCUGGAAAAUCCAGAUUUGUGGAAAUGGCUCACUGGACAGGAGCAACCUCUUAAAGCAAUCGAGACGAAUCCUGCUGUGAUAAAGCAAUUUUGUGUCUGGGUUAGUGUGUGA